Messenger RNA from Telopea speciosissima, 2445 nucleotides. RefSeq lists its product as uncharacterized. The coding region runs from base 45 to 2357 and encodes 770 amino acids. The record is from RefSeq and is a predicted model, not a curated record. Gene Ontology annotation, molecular function: protein binding. Lineage: Eukaryota; Viridiplantae; Streptophyta; Magnoliopsida; Proteales; Proteaceae. The transcript has 3 exons.
AGCCUCCACUGCCUUUCAUUCAUUCUUCCCUAAAUUUGUCAAUAAUGGAACUCCAAAUCCCUGAUAAUUUCCUUCGAUAUUCAAAUCCUUCUUUCUCACCCUCUCUUUUUGGAUUCAAUUUCAGAUCUUCACCUUUUAAAAAUCCAAUUUUUUUCCAUUUUAAGAGUCGAAAAUGGUGUUGGACUUCGAAAAUUAUUUCUCCCUGUAGUUCAGUCUCUCCUUCUUACGCUUCGAACAGUAAGAGUUACGGUGGAUGGGAAGAUCUCAAACCCAUCGAAGACUCAACUCGUUCUGGUAAGUUGGGUCAAUUUCAAAGCUUUUUGAUUUCUGUAGGAAUCGAUGAUAGAAUGCAUCUGGUCAUGUUUCUCCUGGGGCUUGUUUCCGCUUUGGCCAUCUCUAGGGUUAAGGUUUCUUCUAUUCUAGUUUUUCCAGCUUCUGUUUUGGUUUUCGCUGCUGGGUUUUCUUUGGGGUAUGUUCGUGUGGGCGACAUCGGUACAUCGUUGAAGGACGUAAAUGGGAAGGGAAGUAAGAGAACCCCUAAGGAAGUGAAUUCUGGGAUCUCUAUUGAUAGAUUGAAGAAACUGAUGGUUUUUUUCAGGGAAUUGGAUGCUAAGUUAACCUAUUUGACAAACGAGAUGAACGUUGCCAUAGAUUCUAAUCACAUUAAGUUAGAUGAUUUAGAAAGUUAUCUAGAGGUCCUCAAAUCCAUCAGCUUAUCCGCCUUGCCAGCUAAAAGCGUUGUGGAAGCUUCUGUCGACAGUAUUGGUGUUUCGGGUAGCGGUGAUUGGAGUAGUAUAUUGGUGGAGGACCGAGAAUCUCAGAGAAAUUCCAAUCAGAAACCGAGUAGAAGAAAGAAGGAAUUGAGUCCAACCAGUUUUGAUAUCUUCCACUUUCUUGGGGGCUUCUUUCAAAAAAAUUCAAUUGGGAUGAAGCAGAAUAAAGUGAAAGAUCUUGCUAAGACAAAGCAUUCCGAGCCAAUGUAUUCAAAAGAGUUGAAUGAUCAACUUCGAAUUGAAGAGAAGGUCAUAAAUCCCAUCCUCAGCAAUAGCAGUGCAAAAAUGAAUGCUAAUUCUUCUCCAAAUUUGGAUCAAUAUGGCUCUGAAAAAUUAGGUGAUGUGGUCAGAAAAUUGGAACUAAGUCCAGGGAAGGCAAAGCCAAAUUCCAUAGAGACAGACAGGAAGUUCAAGGGAGUAUUCAACAGUGAAGAGUUAAGUUAUCCUAAUGGUAGUCUAAAGUUCAUGAACAAUCAUAGAAUACUGUUGAAAAUGGGGCAUCAAAUGGAACACAGAAGUUGGUUACCCCAUGAAAAUCCUCAUGAUUUAGAAGAUCUGAGAGUAAAUUCAAGAUAUAGGAAAAUUGGACCCAACUCAUCGAGUAUGGAAGCUGAUGAAUCCUUGCAGUAUGAGCAGACUCUGAAUAAAUCAAAUGGAGCUUAUGUACCUUAUCUCAACAGGGAUAAAAAUGAAAAUGGAACUUCUCAUUUUCGAGAGGAGAGAGCGAAGUUAGAUGAUGAACCCCCAUUAUCAUCUUCAGACAAUAUGGACGUGGCUUCUACGUCAUCAUCUUCCAUGAUUUCAGAUGAUGUGGCAUUUGAUCGGUAUCUUACAGAGGCUACUGACCUCCUUAAAAAAUCCAGGGAGCUUUUAAGAGUUAAAGGUGAUGAAGAAAGAGCAGAAGUCAUGUUGUACAAAUCUGCUAGGUUACUCUCCCGGGCCAUAGCCAUGAAACCCAUGAGUUUAUUGGCUGUGGGCCAGUUGGGAAACACUUAUCUUCUCCAUGGAGAACUCAAAUUAAAGAUUAGUCAUGAGUUGAGAACUCUUCUCUCAAGAAAAGAAUCCCUGUUUGUUGGGAGAAAGGGUAAAGUACAUCACAAGGGAUUGGAUGAUCAAGUUUUGAGGAAAGAUAAGAUUGCUUCUGUGCUUAUUGAUGUGUGUGAAGAGUGUGAAGAACUCCUCAUUGAAGCAGGAAGAAAGUACAGGUUGGCCUUAUCAAUUGAUGGUAAUGAUAUGAGAGCACUAUAUAAUUGGGGUCUUGCUCUCUCCUUCCGUGCUCAGCUGAUUGCAGAUAUUGGACCGGAAGCAGCUUUUGAUGCUGAUAAGGUGUAUUUGGCUGCAAUAGACAAAUUUGAUGCUAUGAUGUCUAAAAGUAAUGCUUAUGCUCCAGAUGCUUUAUUCAGAUGGGGUAUGGCAUUGCAUCAUCGAUCACGUCUGCGGCCAAGCAAUAAUAAAGAGAAAAAGAAGUUGCUGCAGCAAGCAAUAAGGCUCUUUGAAGAUGCACUCCAUAUGGACUCGGAAAAUAUUCUAGUAAGGGAGGCGUUAGCAUCAUGUAUAUCUGAACUCAACUUGAGGAAUUUCUAGUCCAAUAAAACCAUGAAUAGUAAUUCCAUUAUUCCAUUACUUCUUGUGAUUCCUUUAAUAGUGUAAUGGGUUCUCUGCUGUCCUUUAA